GUCGGUCAGUUGAUCAGCUGAUGUCGUUGGCUCGAUAUCGGUGUGUUUUAUGUGAUCUAUUUUUUGAGUGAGCAUUUAAUUUCAAAUAAAUAAAAAAUAUGUCGCUACUCGCUGCUAAGCGAAUACAUCCCAUUACUGCCAAAGUCAAUGGAUACACGACUUUGUUGCCUUUGCAAAGAUUAAGCUCUAAAAAUGAAGCUGCAAGUGUUGAUCAUGGAGACGAAUAUCAGUACAUAGAAAAAAGCAAAGUGGGUACGAUGCAUUUCCAAAGAUCAAUGCCGCGUUUACCAAUCCCUCAAUUGGAAAAGACGUGCGAGCGUUAUCUCCUGGCACAAAAGCCUAUAUUGAUAGAAGAACAGUUACGGCAUACGGAGUCUUGCGUGAAACGUUUUCUUGUUGGAGAAGGACCUACCCUUCAAAAAGAGCUCAAGGCUUUUGAUGCAAAGAACCGGCACACUAGUUACAUAUCCGAGUAUUGGUUUGAUAUGUAUCUGAGAGAUAGAAAACCUUUACCUAUUAAUUAUAAUCCAAUUGUUGCUUUUGCUCCUGAAAAAGACCCACGUUAUGAAAACCAGUUAAUUAAGGCCACGAAUCUUCUGAUCUCUUCCAUCCGGUUUAUGAAAUCUCUUAGAACAGGCGUUUUGGCACCAGAAGUCUUCCAUUUGAAUCCUAAGAAGUCUGAUACCGAUACUUUUAGAAAAGUUACCGGAGCCUUACCUCCUUUGCUUUCUUGGUACGGAGCCUAUUUGUUCAAGGCUUUCCCAUUGGAUAUGUCGCAAUAUCACAACCUGUUCAAUACAACAAGAAUUCCAGAAUUAGAGAAAGAUAUGAUUUAUCAAGACGUGACGGCAAGACAUAUUGUUGUUAUGAGAAAAGGGAAUUUCUACAGGUUUGACGUAUUGGACAAAGAGAACUUUAUUUACUCGCCCAAGGAAAUAGCUUCUAAUCUAAAAGCUAUCUUAGCAGAUGAUGCUGAAGUUGCUGAAAAUCCGAUUGGCCUAUUAACGACUACGGAACGUGAUUUAUGGGCAGGAACAAGGCAUCAUUUAUCAGAAAUCGGCAACCAAGAUUUGCUGAAAACCAUCGAUUCAGCGAUACUGAUGUUGAUUUUAGAUGAGGAGACUUUAGCUACCGAUUAUAAACAUCUUAUACGGACGUUAUUGCAUAGUGAUGGUGUUAAUAGAUGGUUCGAUAAAUCAUUUUCUUUAAUUGUAGCUAAAGAUGGGACUGCUGGUCUAAAUUUCGAACAUUCUUGGGGCGAUGGAGUUGCAAUUUUGAGAUACCUUCAGGAUGUUAAAAAAGAUACAGAAGUAAAACCCAGAUUUCAUCCAGAAGACGUAGCUUCGGUUUCGCCGAAUUCUUCCAUAAAGAAACUGAACGUUGUUACCGAUGCAAGAAUUUCUAAUGCGAUCAACCAAGCCAAAGAGGAAUACAAAAAAUGGUACGACCGAGUGGGAGUUGACUAUUUCAUUUACGAUGGAUUUGGAAAAAAAGAAUGCAAAACGAUCGGCGUCAGUCCAGAUGCAGUUAUGCAGCUUGCUUUUCAAUUGGCUUACUAUAAACAGGAAAGAGAAAUGGUCGCAACUUACGAGUCAUGCAGCACUGCUGCUUUCAAACAUGGGCGAACAGAGACGGUCAGAUCUUGUACAACCGCAACUAGAGCAUUUUGCGAAGCAGUUACAAAUUCCUCUUCAAAGAUUUCAAAAUCUGAGUUGAAAAAAAUGAUCGUUAACUGUUGCAACACGCAUAAUCAACUAAUCAAGGAAGCAGCUAUGGGUCAAGGAUUUGACCGUCACUUAUUUGCACUGAAUAAAAUGUGGGAAAAGCUCGGUAUCCAAAAACCAGCAAUUUUUGAAGAUCCCGCAUACGCGGCACUGAAUCAUAACAUUCUUUCUACGUCAACUUUGUCAAGUCCAGCAGUUACUGCUGGAGGAUUUGGUCCUGUCGUCCAAGACGGUUAUGGUAUUGGGUACAUGAUUCAAGAUCUCAGGCUUGGAGCAGUUUCAACGAGCUACACAGACCGUCGUAACGGAAGUGAUUAUAUAAAACUUCUAGAGUCUGCGAUUAAAGAAAUUCAUGCGAUAUUAUCGCAUGAGUAAGUGAAUUUUUUAUUUCAAAUUACAAGAUUUUUAUCAGCGAAGAAAUCGAUGUGUUUGUUUGAGAAGAGAUGAAACGAGAGCACACUUCACAGGUAAUUUUGAAAGAUUUUUAGUCUUUACAAAAAAUGAAACCCGCAGUAUAUGACAAUUGCUGAAUAAUUAUUGUUAACUUUACUUUCACUGCCAAACAGUACCACGUGGUGCCUUAUAAUCAGAUUAUAAUCCCAUGGGGGAUUAUGUAUGUGUUGUUAUCUAUUAUUAUAAAAUGAUAUUAUAUUUUUAUGGUCGUUCAUAUGGUAGAUUCAUAAAAAAAAAGAUAAUCGAGAUGGUCAGGGUAUGGAAAUGUCAAUUUUUUCUUUGAUUCCAAAAAUUCUUCUUUUUUCAACAUUUAACGAUACGAUUUAUUCAUCACACCUUGCUACUCUUAUCUAACAUUAUUUACACCACUAUUCUUUGUAUUAAUAACAUAGAUUCUAGAAGAUACCAUAAUACUUUACGUAACGUUAUUUUAAAUCUAAUUAUUAAAUUUAUUCAUGAGGAGAAAGGAAGGAGACAGAAAAAAAAAGAAAUAUAAUCACGAUCAAAAGUACAUGAACAUAUCGAAAUAACCAUUCUCCGACACCAAAAAAAAGAAAGAAAAAUUAAAUUAAUAGUAUGGUUUUGUAAUUAUACAUAAUUAUAGGUGGUAUAAUGACUCCUA
Messenger RNA from Athalia rosae (coleseed sawfly), 2799 nucleotides. RefSeq names its product carnitine O-palmitoyltransferase 2, mitochondrial-like (gene CPT2). The record is from RefSeq and is a predicted model, not a curated record. Gene Ontology annotation, molecular function: carnitine O-palmitoyltransferase activity. Gene Ontology annotation, cellular component: mitochondrion. The coding region runs from base 99 to 2099 and encodes 666 amino acids. Gene Ontology annotation, biological process: fatty acid beta-oxidation. Lineage: Eukaryota; Metazoa; Arthropoda; Insecta; Hymenoptera; Athaliidae. The transcript is spliced from 7 exons.